UAAAGUGAUAUUUUAUAUAACAAAGUGUUAUCCGUUCGCCCUGCCUGUCUCCAUUACGCCUUUCCCUAUUCCCAGACGGUUUUCUAAUACAUAUAGUUUUCCCGUUUUACAUAUCUUUUCAGAUUACCGACAUACACACACCCUCGCACGUUGAGCAAAAAACUCAAGUUAGCGAAGACUCAAACCACACUAAAGCUACUUUCCUGAGAACACAGUCGACACUUUUAACACAGAGCGACACACAUCGCUUUUCAUUUACAUACAAAUUCACUCGACAAAUUUUCAGAUUCUAUUCAGGAAAAAGUCUACUGUGUUCGAGUGUGUUUACUCGUGUCAAUUUGUGCCUUUUAAAAGGAAGAGGAGAUAAGUUAGCGGAGAUGCACGAUAGAAUUUGACACAUUGCAAAAUGAGCGUGCCGUACUACAUUGUCUAACGCAUGUUCAUUUGCACGUGAGAAUAAUACACGCACGUCGGGCGUAUCAUCAAUGUGGCCUCGUUUUUGUUUGACUCUCAUUCACUCCUACUUGCUCCUACUGCAGAAUCCAUGUCUCUUUUCUCGUCUCUUCCUCGCAUGAAUGAAUCUCACAAAACAGCUGACGCCACCUCACUCACCAUGUACACGAGAUAGUGAUCACCUUCGGGAAUUGCCAGGAGGAAAAUAAGUGGGACCUCCUGCGUGACAGAUCGUACGGCAAUCGCCGUUCGAUAAUAAUUAGUCCGUUCACCGAGUGCAUUACCAGGUGUGAUCUAUAAUUGUAGAAGAGUUACCUCUCCCUCACUUCGAAAUGUCGCUCAAGAAGGAUCUAAGGUUACUCGUGAAACCGUACUACCUGAUAAAUAUCCUCCUCAGUGUCUCCUACAUCUUCUCCAAGCGCCUUCUUCCUGGAGUUUGCAAUUAUCUAUUUGCUCAAGACAACUGCGAGCUUGAUACGAGGGAGACGGAAAUUCUCUUUUUCCUCAUGAUUGUUAUCAUGAUAAGAACAAGGAAGACCGGCAGUGUGACCAUGAUAAAUUACUUGACAUCCAGCUUCGUGUACACGAAGGUGGCAAAUUUGAUCCUGUGGUUUUACGCAGACGUGCGGAUGGGCAUUCUGUUUGCAUUUAUUUUUACAUUGUGCGGAUUGGUAUUACCAGAGCCGACGUAUCAAGGACCUGAAAACGUGAUCUAUUUGCGCGGAGCUAACGGACUGCAGGAAGAGUUGCAGCGCGACACCAAAACGGUCUGGUUGGUGGCGUUUUACACCGCAUGGAAUCCAGCUUGCGUAACAUUUGCGCCGAUAUUUUCUGAACUCUCUGCGGAAUACGCAUUGGAGAAAUUCAAAUUCGGUAAAGUGGACGUCGGAAGGUAUCCGGAUGCCGCGGCGAAAUAUCAUAUCAGCGACUCUAGCACAAGCAAGCAGCUGCCGACGCUGAUACUCUUUAAAGACGGCAAGGAGGUGGAACGACGUCCGUACGCGGAUCACAAAGGGAAGCUCGUAAAGUUUCUUUUCUCAUUGGACAACGUAAAGGCCGCGUUCGAUCUCAAUAAUAUUUACAACGACUGCAAGAAGAAUCCUAUCAAAAGAAAAGAGAAGAAGUCGUUGAAGGCGGACUAAUGAAGUGAAACGUUAGGCAUUUAAUGAGAAGAUACCAGUUAGUAAUUGAGCGGGUUUCAGUUAAAUAAACUUCUACUGUGUAGACAAUCCCGCUAAUGCGUAAUCUCGACCGAGUCAUGGUUCCGAGUUAAAGAUACAAAGUUUCGUGUAAACGUUUUGUUGCGUAUUGCAAUAAUCUGUGCAACGUUGUCGUAUAUUAUCUAGUUUUAUUUAUGUUCGAUCAUCUGUACAUAACAUAUUACUAUUGUUAUUGCAUAUUAUUGCGUAUGGUGUGUGAAUGUGCCAUAUAUAUACAGGGUGUUCAUUAAUGGUUGUACCCACUUUUUACCAUAGGAGCAUGAUUUACCGACGGAUAUGUAUUUCUAACAUAUUAUUAUAUUAGAAAUAACAAAUGCGUGCUCCUAUGGUAAAACGUGGGGACAACCAUUAAUGAACACCCUGUAUAUUUACUAAUGUAAAAUUCAAAUACAUACAGAAAGAGCUUGUUAUACAAUUAACAGUUUAACGUUGCGUCGUUUCCUUUUGAAAUAGGCUUGACAUAGUUGUUGAAUAAAGGCUGAUCGUUGGCACAUA
Molecule: messenger RNA, 2168 nt
Organism: Solenopsis invicta (red fire ant)
Lineage: Eukaryota; Metazoa; Arthropoda; Insecta; Hymenoptera; Formicidae
Product: thioredoxin-related transmembrane protein 2 homolog
Exons: 5
Coding region: 786-1595 (269 amino acids)
Cellular component (GO): membrane-bounded organelle
Molecular function (GO): disulfide oxidoreductase activity
Source: RefSeq, a predicted model, not a curated record